CUCCACUCGAGAAGCAGUCUUUCUGUCUCGGGUCAUAAUGAGGCUCUCUGAACGGACAACGAGUCGUCUCAGUCGCGAAAGCGUUAUCUGGCUGUCUCGGACACUGUUGAAGAAAAAAAAGUCAUGCUCGUGAAACAAUUCACGGUCUCGCACGCUGGAUUCCUGUUGAACUUCCUGACUCGGCUCCUCACGACUCGCGUGAGCGGUAUUGUGUACCGACACAUUGUCUUGGGGAUUUCGUACGGAUUAUGGAGACCUGGCAGUUACAGCAUCCGGUGGUCCCUUGUGAGACUCAGGAGCCUGUCUCCGCUGGUAUACCCGGAGGUUCGUCCAUUUUUUCGACAUGUCAGGAGGCAACUUGAUGCGAGACGGAAGUCAAGGCGAAGAGUUCUCAUUAGAGAACCAGAGGAGCGGCGAUGAGGUUCUCGGCCAGAGCGGAGGUGACAGGCAGCUUU
Messenger RNA from Aureobasidium pullulans EXF-150, 455 nucleotides. RefSeq lists its product as uncharacterized. The record is from RefSeq and is a predicted model, not a curated record. Bases 124 to 420 code for a protein of 98 amino acids. NCBI's taxonomy places the organism in Eukaryota, Fungi, Ascomycota, Dothideomycetes, Dothideales, Saccotheciaceae. The transcript is spliced from 2 exons.